This is a messenger RNA of Dioszegia hungarica, 1467 nucleotides long. RefSeq lists its product as uncharacterized. Bases 1 to 1467 code for a protein of 488 amino acids. The transcript has 12 exons. The record is from RefSeq and is a predicted model, not a curated record. Lineage: Eukaryota; Fungi; Basidiomycota; Tremellomycetes; Tremellales; Bulleribasidiaceae.
AUGGUAACUCGCGAGAGAGCAGCCGCCGCGCUUUCUGGCUCCAACUCGAGCUCGUUAGUCUCCCCCGGCUCAGCAGGAUCAGGGUCCAGCUCGACACCUGAGUCCGUCCCGGGCUCGGUAGCGGCGGCCUUGAUGAGCCCUAUUGCGAUCGCUGGCGCAUCGGGCUCGCAGAGCGUACCUCUGCCUCCGCCUCAACCGGUGCCGGUUCCGGUAUCGGCGCCAGACCACGUACCGCACAUGUUACAAAGGGUAUACGGUUCAGCGCUAGACGGGUUGCUCAUCCCCUCUUCGGAAGUCAUCCUUCGGUUUCUAAACUUUGCGCCCAUGUUCAGAGAGGUCAUUAACGUCCAGGACAUGAUAUCCCUCUUCAACGGUGAAGUCUCGGACGAGUCCGCCUACCCAACACUAGCGCUCGUCCAUGCCAUCUGCGCAGUGGCGUACCUCGCCGACCCGGCUACUUCGGGGGCGGCACCGGCGGAAGCGCAAAAGGCUCAGAUGGCGAAUGAUGUCUUGUUUGAUGGGGGCCGGUCUAGGCUGGGGUCGAAUAUCAUCUUGACCGUCAUCAUACGCCUCUUCUACAACCUCUACCAAGGCACCCUGAUGCAGAACUCGCGUCUCUCCGUCGAAGCUAUCGGAUGGUGCAACUCUGCGGGCUUACACCUCGAUCCGGACCUGAUGCCGGACGGGAAUGUGACGGGGAAGCAGGCGCCGCUGGUCAGUCCGGAGAAUGUGUUUUGGUUGGCUUAUAUCUUGAACAUACAAGUUCUGGUCUGCUCCGUCCCGUUCAGUCUGGGCCAGCUGAGGAAUUGCGAAAUCACCUUGCCUGUCCCGUCCGCUCUCGACGCCCAUGGGAGACGGAUGGGCGAGAAGCAGUGUCCGGACUCGCCGGAUCUUUUCUCGCAACAUCAACAUACCACGUGGUUCGGCCUCUACGUCAAAUCCGCCAUCCUCCUCCGAGAUACCCAAUACUUUGUCAACCGCAUCAUAAUCCUCAGGACCCCACUUCCCAUCGACGAUGUCAUCAGCGAGCUCGAUCGGCUUGGGACACAGCUGUGCGCUUUGCAGGAAACGUAUAUGACCGUCCAGUGCUCGCCUGCGCAGGCUUUGACGGUCGGAGAGGAUGCGCUCCAUGUGACCCAAACCAUGACUCACGCUCGAAUACCAGAUAUCGAGCCGUUUGUGGUGUACGCAUGGAUGAUGGUGAACCGGAUCUGCCUCCAUCCGGAUACAUCACCCGAAUUCGAAGGACAACUCGAUGCGACUCGGUCCGUCGCCAUUGCCGAUGCUACCUUUAAAGCAAUAGAAGCGGUCGAAGCGGUCGGUGUGCCGGCCGCUCAAGGCUGUAUGCGCAUCCUGCGGUCUUCUCAGGGGAUAUUACCGCCUGACGCUCCGAUCUCAGAGAUUGAGCUAGCGUUGGCGCAUUUCUCGCGAUAUGCCAACGACCCGCACUUUUACUUCACGAAUUAA